Molecule: messenger RNA, 4676 nt
Organism: Andrographis paniculata
Lineage: Eukaryota; Viridiplantae; Streptophyta; Magnoliopsida; Lamiales; Acanthaceae
Product: putative pentatricopeptide repeat-containing protein At2g02150
Exons: 12
Coding region: 408-2543 (711 amino acids)
Molecular function (GO): protein binding
Source: RefSeq, a predicted model, not a curated record
AUAAUUUCUUUCCUUUUCUCUUCUUCGACUUCUUCGCUCGCCUGUUCUCCUUCUUCUUUCUUCCCCCUUCCUUCUCCUUCUACGUUGCGCCGCCGCCUUUCUCCCGGCGGAGACGAAGUCCGCCGCCGCCCCCGCUGGAACAUCGUUUCUUCCGCCUGUGGUCGCCCCCGCCGUCAUUUCAUUGUUCUUUGGUUGAGCGGGGUGGAAUGUGUUUUUCGAAUUCGUUUUAAACAAAUUCGGUAUAACCGGCCUACCGAAAAUUGCACAUAUUGAAUUUUCGGUAUAUACCGUACCGGUGUCCGUAGAAAUCUUCACAUAAAGCUGAAACAAAGCAGCGAAUCUUCUAAAGAACAACCUUUUAAGUGUAUGCAGCUAUACAGUAAACAAUAAAACGAAAAGAUAAAAGGAUGUACGAAGGUGUUGUGAGACAAUCGAUAUUUGGAUAUUUGGGACAAUGCAUCAAAGGCAUUAAUAAAGAGCAGCUCAGGGAUGCCAUAUGGAAUGUUCCAAACGCAUGGCUUUCCAGUGCGUUAGCCCCUGUGUGGGUAUCCAGAGCUUUGAUGGAUUUGAAACAAGAUCCUGUGUUGGCAAUGAGGUUAUUCAAGUGGGCUGAAACCCAGCCUGGGUUUCGACUUGCAGCGGAGAACUAUUGUAUCCUUGCUCAAAUUUUAUUCUGUUCAAGAAUGUAUGCUGAUGCUCAUAGUGUUCUAAAACAAUUGGUUACGUUGCAUAGAAGCAAUAGAAUAAUUGCCGUACCAAAUCCUUGUUGUUCCAUAUUUGAUGUCUUAUGGUUGACAAGGAAUACAUGUACACCUGGUUACGGAGUGUUCGACACAUAUUUUAGUGUUCUAGUUGAGUUAGAAAUGCUUGAGGAAGCUAUGGAGUGUUUCUUGAGGAUGAGAAACUUCAAGGUUCUACCAAAAGCUCGUUCUUGUAAUAUUCUUUUGCAUAAGUUCUCAAAUGCCUCAAAUGGAGCAUUGGCAAAGAGAUUUUUCAGUGAUAUGUUUGAGGCUGGAAUAGCACCAUCAGUUUAUACUUACAACAUAAUGAUUGGUAUUUCAUGUAAAGAAAGGGACUCGAAAGAUGCAAGAAGCUUGUUUCAAAGGAUGAAGGAAAUGGGUAUCCUUCCAGAUAUUGUUACUUAUAAUUCACUUAUAGAUGUUCAUGGGAAGCUAGGGGAGUUGGAUGAAGCGGUUUGCAUAUAUGAAGAGAUGAGAAUAGCAGGGUGCUCUCCCGAUAUUUUUACAUACAAUACAUUGGCUAAUUGCUUUUGUAAAUACGAAAAUUUACCCAUGGCAUUCCAUUUUCUUAGGGAGAUGAAGGAAAAAUCUAUUAAACCUGAUGUCGUAACUUAUAGUACAUUUGUUGAUGCUUUUUGUAAAGAAGGAAUGCUGGGGCAUGCUAUUAAGUUUUUUGUUGACAUGAGGCGUGUUGGUUUGACACCUAAUGAAUAUACUUAUACUUCUUUGAUUGAUGCUAGCCUUAAGCUUGGAAAUAUUGAUGAUGGACUGAAGUUUGUAAAAGAAAUGUUUGAAGCUGCUCUGAAGUUGAAUAUCGUCACCUAUACAGCAUUAAUUGACGGCCUAUGCAAAGGUGGGAAGAUGCUGGAAGCAGAAGAAGUAUUUGAGGCUAUGCAGAAAGAGGGGAUUGUUCCGAAUGAGAAAACACUUACAGCUUUAUUACAUGGGUACCUUAAAGCUAAAAGGGUGAAUGAUGCUCUUAGGAUUCGGGAGAAAAUGAAGGAGAAUAACAUCCAACCAGAUUUACUUGUUUAUGGAACUAUGAUUUGGGGGCUUUGCAAUAGUGGAAAGUUCGAUGAUGUGAAUGAGUUGCUGGAUGAAAUGAAGCAGAAUAAUAUAGAACUUAGUGCAGUGAUAUAUUCGACACUCAUUGAUUGGUAUUUCAAGGCAGGAAAAAGCUUAGAGGCUCAGAACCUACUUAAGGAAAUGAAGGAACAAGGUAUGGUUCCGACAAUUGUGACUUAUUGCAUGCUUAUUAGUGGCUUGUGCAGAGAGGGAUAUAUUGAGGAGGCAACAACUUAUUUUGAUUAUAUGAAAAGUGCUAAUUUGCAGCCUAACAUCAUUGUUUAUACAUCGCUGAUUGAUGGUUUUUGUAAAAAUGAAUGCCUUGACGAUGCUGAGAAACUAUUCCUAGAAAUGUCUGAAAAGGGCAUGAUUCCGGACCAAAUUUCUUAUACAUCUUUGGUUGGUGGAUAUAUGAAGAUCGGGCGCAUUCAGGAAGCCUUGGAAUUGGCAAAGCAAAUGACAGAAUCUGGUUUGAAAUUUGAUCUUGUUAUGUACACAACUUUAAUCUCUGGGCUUGUAAGAUGGGAUGAACUUCAGCAGGCAAGAGAUUUGCUUGAUGAGAUGAUCGAAAAAGGUGUUGAGCCAGAUGAGAUUGUGUAUGCUUGUCUGAUACGUAAGUAUCAUGCUCUCGGAAAUAGGAAAGAAGUUGAUUUUCUACUAAAUGAAAUGAUGGAAAAAUGCCGUGCUCCUAUGAAAACCGAGCUGUUGCUGAAUAAAAUCUAUAAUCAAGUGGAGUGAUUGCAAAGGUUCGUGCGCUUAUUGUUUGGGAGCUUCUGGAUGACUUCACAAACCUGAGUUGGCUUGAACGGACUAUAAAGCAUGGGAGUAUGACCACACUCUCUCUGUGUAUGGAGCUUUCUUUUGUGGAGAUAUGGUGGUGGUGUCAGCCACUUUUGCAAAUGUCCAUGGAAACUAUUUGAGAAAGUUUUUCCUGGAAGCAACACAAGCUGUACUUUGCAACUGGGCUAAAAGUGCUGAGCAAUACGAUGAAAUAGUCAAGUUUCUUUUAUGGUUGCCAAGAAUCUUGGUGGUGCUGUGCUGCCUUGGUGGCUUACGAGAAUGUGAUUGGUGCUAGGAGGGCAUUAUGCAGAAUCAUGUCUUCCAUUGAGCAGAAAUAGAGAGUCUGUAUAAAUGAUAAUCUGCGGGGAUCAAUCUUCUGUAAUACUUUGGUAAGAUUGAGGCUAUGUAAUAGAAUUUUAAGGCUUCUCGGGAGCGAUUUUUAUUCCUUCUGCCUCAUCCUCUGAGUCCAAGAAUGUUGCUGUGUCAGUGGAUCAGGCUGGGGCUUGCAGUAAAUUCUCUGUUUUCUGUUUGAGAUACGUUACUCCCCAGACAGCACUUGCAAAACUCGCAAAAAAGGAUGAUGCUGGGGAUGUGAUCUAGGGAAUCAAGAAAGGCAACUGGACGAUAUUGAUGAAUAUACUGCCAAGAUUUGAUUUGUAUUUCAGGAGAAAUCCCUUUCGGAGGGGAGUACAUGGUUUGGAGGAGUGGAUUAAAUUAAUUGCUAACUUUAGAUUUACAGAGGAUGAAAUUGCUUUUAUAAAGCGUCGUUGCCGCCUUCAUGUGAGGUAUUGGUUGUAUACUUACUUUCCACUGUGUUCAUCUCCAUGAGUGCAAGUUUCUGAGAGAAACAUACGAUUAUUUGUGUUGAGGUCAAGCAUGAGAUAUGUGUGUGGUAUUCGGAAUGGAACACUAGUGUAAAACGAAAAUUAAAAUUGGAACUCAUUUUUCCUAUCAUAAUUCUACUUGCAUUAAAUUUGACCUCUUUGUAUUUUAUCGAAAGCAUGUUAUUUUUGUAUCCGGAAAAAUGUUGAUUAGGAAAUUUGCAUUAAAGUUAUCAUGUGUUUACAUGACAACUGUACUGAAAGUUCAGAUAUGUUGGCUGAUGAAUGUCUGGCUCUAGGAUGGCUUUUUUGAUUAUCUUUGAGGAUUGGAUUGUGAGGAUAUGGAGAUACAUACAAUUUCUGAAGGAUAUGUUGUAUUUCCCAAGAUACCUAUGAUGAGGAUUGAGGGGCCAGUAACUCUAAGUACCUCUUGGACGGCACAUUUUGGAUCUGUAUUAUUUAACCCCAAUACAUAUAUAUAUAUAUACAUAUUGUCUAUCUUAUUAAUAAUAUUUGUAAUUCUUGGUAACUAACGACAGUUUUUCUGUUAAGGUGGUUCAACUCCUCGAAAUUUCUCUUGUCAAUCUCAUAAAUUAUGCAUCCUUAGUAGCGACAAAUGCUGCACGCCAUCGUUUCGUUGCUGAGAAGUCUAAGCUUCUUCUUGAAUUUGGAUUGCGGAGGGCACAAGGCCCUGAUGGGGUAUAGGAGCAUCAAAAUAUUGCUAAUAGGGCGGAUUUGAUGCCACAAGCAACAUGGCUCCUGGAAAAUUAUUUGGAAUACCACUCCGGGGAACACAUUCUCAGGCGUUUGUCAGCUCAUUUAUGAGCCCUGAUGAGAUUACUGAGAAGUCACUUCUGAGCAAGGAUAGAUCAAAAAUUUGCUCCGACUUUGUUAGUUUGGUGCAGACAUGGUUAAGGGACUUGAAGGUUUGCUCUCCCGGAGUAGAAUUAGCCAUUGCAGGUGCAGCAUCCUUUUGCGAAGCUGUGUUCAUCUUUGCGAUUGAUUUUUUUCAAGAAUUCCAUCUAAAGCAGCUGAUUUUCCUCGGAAGAUUAACUCGUUCCAGGUUGUCCGGAUACUCUAAAUUUCGAGCUCCCACACAGCAAGAACACUAUUGUUUUUUAGAAGAACUCGCCAUUGGACUAUCAAUUCCACAAUACUUCUUGGUAUCACCUAAAUCAUCUCGAACCAUUGUAAAAUUUCAUUUCAAAUAGCUGACAUUGUAAAUCACAAUGUGGGUUUACUUGUGAGGUUUUGCUUCUUAUUUAUACUA